Dioscorea cayenensis subsp. rotundata (Guinea yam) is the source of this 719-nucleotide messenger RNA. RefSeq names its product CEN-like protein 1. Lineage: Eukaryota; Viridiplantae; Streptophyta; Magnoliopsida; Dioscoreales; Dioscoreaceae. The coding region runs from base 29 to 550 and encodes 173 amino acids. The transcript is spliced from 4 exons. The record is from RefSeq and is a predicted model, not a curated record.
CUUUGGUUUUGCUUCAUUGUAUCUCGUGAUGAACAGAUCAAUAGAACCACUUGUAAUUGGGAGAGUGAUAGGAGAUGUGUUGCAUGAGCUCAAUCCAACUGUUAAUAUGGAGGUUGUUUACAGUUCUGACAAGCGAGUCUUUAAUGGCCGUGAACUCAUGCCAUCUGUUGUUAAGACAAAACCUCGAGUCGAUAUCGGAGGUGAAGACAUGAGAACUGCUUAUACAUUGAUCAUGACAGACCCUGAUGCACCAAAUCCUUGUGAUCCACACUUGAGAGAACAUCUUCACUGGUUAGUUACUGACAUUCCAGGAACUACAAAUGCCUCUUUUGGGAGAGAAUUAAUCAGUUAUGAAGCACCGGAACCUUCCAUUGGCAUACACAGGUUCAUCUUUGUCCUUUUCAAACAGCAAGGAAGGCAAACUGUUGGUUCACCAGGUUCAAGACACCAUUUCAACACAGUCAAGUUCUCUGAAGAGAAUAGUCUUGGUGUGCCGGUGGCCGCAGUGUACUUCAACUCACAGAGAGAAACAGCAUCAAGAAGAAGAUGAACGACGAAGACAUGCAGCUAGUAUAGUGUGUCUAUGCAUGGUUUGUGAUAAUCAAUUAUUAUCUAUAGUUAGUUGAACUCAUGGUAUUAUUGUUCUAGCUUGUUGCCAUGUCUUUUGUGUUUUACUUUUACAUGAUUGUUGACCAAUGAGAGGAAUGGGAAUAUGAUGA